Messenger RNA from Gasterosteus aculeatus aculeatus (three-spined stickleback), 4162 nucleotides. It is a transcript of the gene chatb, whose product is annotated as choline O-acetyltransferase b. Lineage: Eukaryota; Metazoa; Chordata; Actinopteri; Perciformes; Gasterosteidae. The record is from RefSeq and is a predicted model, not a curated record. Gene Ontology annotation, molecular function: choline O-acetyltransferase activity. Gene Ontology annotation, cellular component: cytoplasm; neuron projection. Gene Ontology annotation, biological process: neuromuscular synaptic transmission; acetylcholine biosynthetic process.
CAAGGCGCGCUUUAAUGUGGAGUCGCAGCCUUAUGGCGAGGCGAGGCAGUGAAGUCCAGCGCCUCGAUGGAGCCGUACACUUAAAAUGGGAUUUCACAGCGUGGUCGUGGGAGGAAAUGUGAACUUCCGCUCGCUCAUCUGACCUCGACCGGGGAAGACGGACUCCGGAUUGUCUCCAAAGGCUCUCUACAUCAUUUCCCUCUAACUGGACUGGAAUGCAAAGAUGCCAAUCAUGGAGAAACAGACGGCCAGAGACAAAAAAAUCCAAAUGUUGCCGAAGGUCCCUGUGCCCCCCCUCAAACAGACCCUCGACACUUACUUAAAGUGUGUUCAACACCUGGUGAAGGAGGAGCAGUUUAAGAAAACAAAAGCCGUCGUGGAGAAGUUUGGGGCUCCUGGAGGUGUUGGAGAGGUUCUCCAGAAGAAGCUUUUAGAGAGGAGGGACAAGACUACUAACUGGGUGUACGACUACUGGCUGGAGGACAUGUACUUGAACAACCGGUUGGCCCUACCGGUCAACUCCAGUCCUGUCAUGGUGUUUCCUAAGCAGAUGUUCAGAGACCAUAAAGACGCCCUCAGAUUUGCUGCCGGUCUCAUCGGCGGAGUGUUGGAGUAUGCUGCUCUCAUUGAUGCGCGAGCGCUGCCAGUGGAUUUUGCUCGAGGCCAGCUAGCUGGGACGCCUCUGUGCAUGGAGCAGUACUACCGCCUCUUCAAGUCCUAUCGCUACCCGGGGUUAAAGACGGACACGCUGGAGGUCCAGAUGGACGCGGCCUCCUCAGCGCCGCGGCACAUCGUUGUGGCGUGCAAGAACCAGUUUUUCGUGUUGGAUGUAGUCGCAAACAGCAAGCAGCUCACCGAGUCUGAGAUCUUAUCCCAACUGGAGGAAAUCAUGACAAUGGCAGAGAAGGCGGAUGAGAAGCUCCCUCCUUUUGGCAUCCUGACAUCUGAUGGGAGAACAGAAUGGGCACAAGCCAGAGAUGCACUCACCAAAGAUCAAACCAACAGGGACUCUCUGGCCCUGAUCGAGAGCUGUCUGUGUGUGGUGUGUCUGGACGAGCCCAGCGGGCUGGAGCCCAGGGACACCAACAGGGCCCUGAUGAUGCUGCACGGCGGCGGCCGCGAGAAGAACGGGGCGAACCGCUGGUAUGACAAGUCAAUGCAGUUUGUUGUAGGAAUGGACGGGAUAUGCGGAGUUGUGUGCGAGCAUUCGGCGUUUGAGGGAAUAGUCAUGGUGCAAUGCUCUGAAUACCUGGUGAAAUACAUAGCAGCGGGUGCCUCCAAGAUGGCGAGAUCGUCCAGCAUCAGAAAGCUCCCCGCUCCGAGAAGGCUGCCGUGGAAAUGCAACGCGCACAUCCAAGGACUCUUAACAGCUUCUGGAGACAGACUGCAGAGGGUGGUGGAUAAUCUUGACAUGGAUGUGUUCAAGUUCAAUGUUUAUGGGAAAGAAUUCAUAAAAAAACAGAAGAUGAGUCCAGAUGCAUUCAUACAAGUCGCCUUACAACUUGCCUUUUACAAAUGCAACAGAAGGCUUGUUACCACUUAUGAGAGUGCGUCCAUUCGCCGCUUCCAACAAGGUCGGGUUGACAACAUUCGCUCCGCCACCCCCGAGGCCCUGGCCUUUGUGAUGUCCAUGACAGACGAGAGGGCCAAUGUCUCCGACUCAGAAAAAAUCAGACGAUUGAUUGAUGCAAUUAAUGCCCAGACAAAUUAUACAAUUGCAGCUAUUACAGGAAUGGCAAUAGACAAUCAUCUCCUCGGGCUUCUGAGGAUCGCAAAGGAGCUCAACGUGGCGAAGCCGGAGAUCUUCUGCGAUGAGACAUAUUUGGCCAGUAACCAGUUUGUCCUUUCAACCAGUCAGGUCCCAACCACGGUGGAAAUGUUCUGCUGCUACGGCCCCGUGGUGCCCAACGGCUACGGCGCCUGUUACAACCCGCAGUCGGACCACAUCAUCUUCUGUGUGUCGAGUUUCUGGGAGAACACGCAGACGAGCUCGGCCGUUUUUGUCAAAGCGCUCAACGAGAGCCUGGAGGAAAUCAGGGACGUGUGCAAUAGAAGCGGCGCCGCGGCCACCAAACGGGCCGAUGGCGGCCAGGGAGCCGACCUGCGGCCAUGAAUCAGGGAAGUAAGCCACGCUGGGAGAGGAGGCCCACUCGGGCUGCUCCACUCAACUCCACUCAGUAGUUUAGAUGCAUUUGUGUGUAUUUGUUGUCUGUGCAAUAGUGUUCCUUUAAUAGCAAAACCAAGCCUUAAAGUUCAUGCAUACUAUGUAAAUGUUAAAAUAUGUGAUGUGAAUGAAAAGUGGGUAUGAAUAGACGUCAUGGUGAUGACCUACGUGAUUUGACGCGGCAGACUGAGAUUAUCUGGUCUGCUGCAUUUAGGAAACUGAAGCCAUGGCCGCUUUGUAGCACUGACGAGGGGGGCAACUCCCCCCACCAGAGCCAAUUAGCUGGGCCGAUCCCAAAGUAUAUCUCACACACGUAGAGUAGUAAUGUAUUUGAGAAUAUUCUGUAUAGUACUAUAAGUAUAAAAAAAGAUAUAUAUUUAAGAUUGUACAACCAUGACUUCCUGUAAAUGCGAUUUCACUUUGUGUGCCAUCAGCUAAAAAACAAACAAACUGGAUCGGUUAUAUUAUAUCCUCCACUGGAUCCAUUUUAAUGUGCUAUUUAUUUAAUGUUUUUAGUCUAUGGAGACCACAAUGUUUCCAAAGAGCCUGUGUACAUGUGAAGUCUGAAGAGGCACUUUAAGAUAUUUAUAAAAAGUUGAUAUGAAUCAUGUGUGUACAGGGAAAACCGAUGUGGUUCCAGUGGUUCAUUUAAGGUCAGCUAGAUGUACUCUAUGUUUGUGUGUGCGUGUUCCAUGUCUUGGCACUAGUUAAUUAAGUACAAUACUGUGCUACUUUGUAAUUAAAAUACAGUCCGGUGGAGAAUGAGGCAAACCACUGUAUUUAUGUGUAUUUCAGUGCUUUGUAAUGCACUCAGAGGUAGAAUAAGGGAUUUACUUUAGUGCAAUAAAACUAAAGCAAGUGCAGUGAGGGUACAUGUGCAAUUUACCAAAUCAACUCUUUAGACGCAUGGAGCUUGUGUAAUAUUAUAUAAACUAUAUUUGAUAAUCAGAAAUAUCAGACAUUAUAUUUAACGUUCAAAUUCAUUUACAGCAAUCUUCGUCGUACAUGCUGUUUGGUGGAAAAAUAUCAAUUCAAAAUGUACUUUUACCCAGAUUCUUCUACAAAUGUCUAUUGUAUUUGAUUCUGUGAUGCUUGAUCUAAACAAAAAAUGGAAUCAGUGAGCUGUAGUGUUGAAAAUGUGAAGAUAUUUGCCGUUCUGAAUCAAGGUGAACCUCAAUCAUCAGCCAAAGUGAAUGUGAACCAUGUAGAUGAUUUCAAAAUCAAUGUCACAAAAAGACUAUAAGCAAAACAAGUUGCAUGUUUAUUCUUUUAUACUAUCUGUAUUUUUUCAUGUUGAAAUUAAAAGAUUAUACAAUGAUAAAUAUAACUACAAGUGGGGUCAUUGUGGCGCAGGGGGUAGAGAGGGUGUGCUGGGAACUGCAAGGUUGGUGGUUCAAGUCCCAGCUGCCCCAUGUCUCAAGUCAAAGUGUCCCUGAGCAAGACACCCAACCCCUAAUUGCUCCUUGGGCAAAAUGUAAAAGCCAAGGGUUUAAAGUGUAAUGUAAGUCGCUUUGGAUAAAAGCGUCUGCUAAAUGACCUGUAAUGUACAAAUAGUAACAAAAAUGCCUUAAAAUAAAGUGAUGUAAAAUGUUUUCCUGCCAGAUGUAAUAUUAUCUAAAUGUUGAAUGUUUUACCUCUAAAGUAAAGUGGAUUUGUUUGUGAUCUAAUCAGUGUUACAUGGAAAUGAUGUAAUAUUUGUCACGUGUUGUUCAUUGGGUUUUCCCAUAGUAUAAAUGUUGCACUCAUCUAUCAUAUAUAUUUUUAAAUUAUAAUUAAUGUGUGACACAUCCUGAACACUGUGCUUCAUGAAGUGUUUUAACAUUCAAUGAAUGCUCAGUGAAAACUCAUGUUGAUCAAAGACAAACAAAACAAAAAGCUGAUUUAUUUUUGUAGGCUACAACCAUAUGUUACCAAUAGAAGACAUCGCUAAAUGAAACUGUAUUAAACUGUUAUGUAGCAAAAAGUGACUGUUCCAGAAAUAAAACAAACUCUAAACUA